This is a messenger RNA of Oncorhynchus gorbuscha (pink salmon), 5005 nucleotides long. Its product is annotated as capping protein, Arp2/3 and myosin-I linker protein 3-like. Gene Ontology annotation, cellular component: lamellipodium; plasma membrane. Bases 1 to 3657 code for a protein of 1218 amino acids. NCBI's taxonomy places the organism in Eukaryota, Metazoa, Chordata, Actinopteri, Salmoniformes, Salmonidae. Gene Ontology annotation, biological process: cell migration; regulation of Arp2/3 complex-mediated actin nucleation. The transcript has 33 exons. The record is from RefSeq and is a predicted model, not a curated record.
AUGUUGCGUGUUGGAGGGUUGAACCUGCAGGGCGGUUUCUCUGAGACCUACGCAGCUCUGUGUGACUAUAAUGGCAUCGGCUGUAAGGAGGAAGUGCAGUGGGAUGUGGACACCAUCUAUCACUCUCAAGACAACAGGGAGUUCAACCUGUUGGACUUCAGCCACCUGGACAGCAGGGACCUGGCGGUGAUGGUUGCUUCCAUGGCGUACAACACUUGGUUCACCAAACUCUACUGCAAAGACAUGCGCAUUGGGUCAGAGGUGGUGGAGCAGGUCCUUCACACCGUCAGUAAGUCCAGCAGUCUGGAAGAACUCACUCUGGAGAACGCUGGCCUCAAAUCAGAUUUCCCUCAGAAAAUGGCGACAGCUCUGUCUGAAAACCCUGCCUCUGUGAUCCACUCACUCAACCUGGCCCACAACCCCCCUGGACAACCAAGGAGUGUCAAACCUCAUCCAACUGGUGUGUCGCCUCAACAAAGGCCUUCGUCUGCUCAACCUCUCCAAGACGUCCCUCUCCGUGUGGUGUCUCUCUCCCAGGCCCUCUGCUCCAGUGAUGACUACACCAACUCUCUGCUUCACCUGGACCUGAGUAAGAACCCUGGGAUUCUGUCUGGGGAGGAUGCUACGAACAUGUACCUGUUCCUAGCCCAGACUAAUUGCCUGGUUCAUUUGGACCUCUCUGGGACUGACUGCGCUGUGGACUUGCUAUUUGGCGCUCUGCUGAGGGGAUGUUGUGCUGAUCUCUCUUACCUGAAUCUCUCCAAGAACUGCUUCUCUCACAGGAAAGUGAGGGAGACUCUUCCUGUCUUCAGGCAGUUCUUCAGCUCAGCCUUCAGUCUCACACACGUCAACCUGUCUUCUAUGAAGCUUCCUCUGGACACCCUGAGAGCUCUCUUCCUGGGCCUGUCUUCCAAUCCUCACAUCACCGAUUUACACUUGGACAUCAGCGGCUGUGAGCUGAGGUCGGCAGGUGCCGGGGUGCUCCAGGAGCUGUUUCCUAGAGUGGCCUGCAUCGGAACUUUGGACAUAUCAGACAACGGGUUGGAUGGUGACCUGCUGGGUGUCAUCCCAGCCUUCUCCAGACACCCCUCCCUCAAACACCUGCUGCUGGGCAAGAACUUCAACAUCAAGGGCAGGGUACUACAUGAAAUUCUGCAGAAACUAGUUCAGCUAGUGCAAGAUGAAGAGUGUGCCCUGCAGUCCCUUUCUCUGGCUGACUCGCGCCUGCGCUCUCGGGGCACGGUGAUGGUGAAUGCUCUGGGAAGCAAUGCUUGCCUACGCAAGGUGGAUCUGAGUGGGAACAGCCUGGAGGAUGCGGGGGCUAAGAUGCUCAGCAAAGCCCUGCAAAUCAACACUACACUCAGGAGUGUGACGUGGGAUCGCAAUAACACCACGGCUACAGGAUUUCAAGAUGUGGCUCGGGGCCUGGAACAUAACUUCACCCUGCAGUACAUGCCUAUCCCCCUCAGUGAUGUCACACAGGCAUACCGAAGCGCACCUGAGAAGAUUGAACAAGCACUGACCAAGAUCCAGCAUGCUCUGCUGAGGAACAACCAGACCCAGAGGUUCUCUCAGAAACAGGCUCUGCGUCUACACCAGGGCCUGGUCACCAGCACUGCUGAACAGGUGAUGGAGCGGCUGUGUGUACGCGUACACCAGCAGGUGUGUGUUCUCCGAGGCUCAGAAGAAGGAAAGGAGCUGCAGGCUGCCAGACAGGUCCUGAAGGAGGCCAGAAACUCUCGUGCGCUAUACCCAUCUCUGUGUGAGCUGGUUCAUGUUCUCUCAGUGGAUGGGCCUGUCAGACAGAAACUGGACUUUCUGGCAGGAGAGCUGACCAAGGCUGCUGAUAAGGAACUACAGGUGAUAGUAGACUCCAUGGUGUCUCUGUGUCGGGAGUUGUGUCCCAUGUCCUCCUCUGCAGCAGAGAGACUCAACCCUCCGCUCUCAUCCAUCUCAGAACGCGUCUCUAUCCCUCGCUCCACCAUCCGCACCGCCCUGAUGGAGAGAGCAGCACAGGACAUCAACAGAGCCCUGGAGGAGGUGAAGCUGUCUGUGGUCUCCUAUCUGACCAACUCCAUAGUGGACCAGAUCCUUCAGGAGCUCUACACCACUCACAAAGCCCUGCUUCGUCAGGUGUCCCAGGUGAAGCGUUGGGAUGAUGGAGGAACAGGCAGACACACCAUCAGAAUCACAGACACACUGGACUUCCCUGAUGAGGAAGGCCUGGGCAUGAACAUCGACACCAUUGCCAUCCAGAAGCGCAGCGCCAGAACCCGAAGAAUUCGACCUGUAUCCACCAGACUGAGUCUGGGAGAUGAUCCCACCUCCUCUCCUCCUCCCUCGGCCCUGUCUCACUCUGCCCCCCUGUCCCGCUCAGCAUCAUGGGAGUGUCUAUCCUCAUUGCCUACCCAUGGUGCACCACUGCGCCACGUGACGCACGCCAGGCCGCGGCCCCCUCGAAGGCACAGCCGAGGACAAGUCCCUCUGGACACACACUGUUCAGAGAACGGAGGAGUCAACCUGCUGGAGGAUGGACUGCCUGAUUUCUACACCAAGAGAGUCCUGACUGACAGUCAGCUGUCAUCACUUCAUCAUGCUCAGUCCCUGAGGAGGAAGAAGAGACGCAGUGUGCUGUCAAUCUUCUCUGGGUUCCGCAAGAAUCGCAAUUCCACCAUCUCCAAUCAGGAAACGGAUGGCUCAGAGAAUGUGUACUCUAUGAUUCAGCACCCUAAGGAUCCUGGGAAGGUGGAGGCCAUGAUUGAGGUGGGGGCCAAUGGGAGGAUGAUGCCGUCCCCCAGGCCCAUCCAGGGUGUACCACUGCCUGGGAUGAGGGGGGCCAGCCCCCACUGUCUCACACAGAGACAGCCUUCAGACCUGGUCAGCAUGGUGUACAGUUGUAUCGGAGCAGAAGAUGAGGACUCCGACAGUAGCUUUGAGACCAGACCAGUGGACAGAGACACUGACAGAUCGACUACAUCAGACAUCCAGACAGAGACCCAUGCCAAUGGACAUGCAAUGUCCUCCGCUUCUCUGACAGACAGACAGCCUGACAGACAGCCUGACAGACAGACAGAUCCAGUCAGUCUGCCAAUGCCCAGCACUCAGACAUACACACAGAAGGAGGUGGACAGAGGGACAAAGGGGACAGAGUUGUUGGACAGGCAGGAGGGAGCCCCCUGUGGACAGAAAUCAGAACCCCCUUCUCAGAGCAGCAAGCCCAGUCUGGCCAGCAUGAGACAGAGACACCUGCAGGGGAGUUCCGAUAAAUCAACAGAUGGUGUAGGAUGGAUAGAUAGAGACGGGGUAGAAGAGGAGAAGAAUGAAAAGAAAGACAGAGAAGCAGAAGGACAGCGUCCUCCCAUUCCUGAAAAGCCUGGUAAAGAUAAGACUUCUCCAAAGACACUGUCUGCUGUCACUCCACCUGAGGAAACAGCCAAUGAGAGAACCCCGCCUCCUGUUCCAACUGCCUCUACCGAGCCCACUUUUGAUUUGUCUGGUCCUUCUGUCACUCAAGAUGGAGGAGCUAAUGAAAUGAAAAGCCUGCCUCCUGUGCCACCUGCGUCUACCAAGCCGGUGGUAGACGCAGGUCUACCACCUGCUGGUUGUCAAGGUCCUGAAUGUCCCGAGCCCGGCACCGACAAUGGUGAGACGUCAUGACAACAAACGUCAGGAGGCAAAGACAAUGUUCAGGACAGCUGUCGGGAGAUGUGAAGAGAGCGUGAGACGUGAAGAGAGCGCGAGACCGAUAGAUAGAAAAGGGAAGUUAUGAACUUGGUCACCAUAGACCCAACUGUGGUUAUCCUCAUAUACAGUAGUAAUUUCUCUCAUAUUGGCUAAACAUGCAUGAUUUUUUUCCCUUUCUCAUACUCAAUUGCACUUGCUUUCAUUCCUUUACAGAGGACACACACACAGGUGUCUGAGGGCCCUCUGGUAUUCUCAUGCUGGUAUUUCUUGCACUUCUUGUUGUACAAAAAUCUUUGAUCAUAUUUCUCAUUCUCCCUCGUCUUUCUUUCAUUGACAAUUUGUGACACUGCUACUGUAAGAAUGAGUUGGUAUUUAUUCUAAACCAGUAUUAUGUCAAUAUUGAAUAUAAGUUUUUUUUUAAACCGCACUAACCAUUGUUAUUAAUAAGUCAUUACAUGGUAACAGGUAACUUCUUGUUUUUAUUUACAAUAAGGUUAUAAUGAAUAUUAUUGGAUGUUUUAAGGAUGUUUUUCCUAUGGCGUAUGAUAAGUGAAGAUUGAGACGAUGACGUGUAUUGUUUAUCAUUAUUACAGUAAUCUAUUAGUUGAUCAAUGGAACAUAAUUGCAGUUAGUUUAAAUCUGUUUUAAAUACAUUUUACAGGACUGAAAUUAGUAUAUUUUCAAAAAAUCCAUAUAUGAUUAAUCAAUCAAUAAAAAAUGAUUUUACCAAAGGAACCAAACUGAUGAUGCACUCUCUCGUGGGGACAAAAAACACCACAACCUGACUUCUGCAUCGGGAACUCUUAUAUAUUUUUUGGGUGUGUGAGAUCUGGCCCACUAGAAAAAUUGCAUCCAUGGGUUUUUGAGCAGUGCUAUGUAGUGCCAGCAGAGGAGGCCAAAUACUUUGAGCUGAGUGAUGAAACCAUUACUUGGAUGAAACAAGUUAGUCAGUUUAGACAAGUAGCCCAAUUCUGAUUAUUUUUUUUUACACUAAUUGGUCUUCUGACCAAUCACAUCAGAUAUUUUUCAGAGCUGAUGUGAUUGGUCAAGAGACCAAUUAGUGAAAAAAUAACAGAAUUGUGUUAAAGCAGCCGACCUGCCCUUCUACACUACAGCCAUUGGGCAUCCAGCGUUGCAGCCAGACAUAAGCCGUUGAGGGGAUGCUUCCUUUGAAAUCAAUAAAAGCUGCUAUGCUUCCCGUGUAGCACUCGCGUCCAAGCUCAAGAAUCACAGAGGUUCAAUUUGACUGCUGAUACUUAUGUUCAUUAUAUCUUGUGAAUUGUAAAUAAUGAGAAAUAAAGUUGAUUUUGGUUGCAAAUGG